Molecule: messenger RNA, 2857 nt
Organism: Perognathus longimembris pacificus (Pacific pocket mouse)
Lineage: Eukaryota; Metazoa; Chordata; Mammalia; Rodentia; Heteromyidae
Gene: Tspyl1
Product: TSPY like 1
Exons: 1
Coding region: 229-1368 (379 amino acids)
Biological process (GO): nucleosome assembly
Cellular component (GO): chromatin; nucleus
Molecular function (GO): histone binding; chromatin binding
Source: RefSeq, a predicted model, not a curated record
CCGGCGUCCGGGAGUGGGAGGCGCGAGCGGCGGUUGGACGGGAGCUGCGCGCAUCUCUCCGGCUACGUCGCUAAGGAAAACAGGCCUCCUCUUGACGUGGUUCUGACUGUUCCCGACAGGAGCGGCCUAGAAGGGGUCGAGGGGAUCCUUCUCCCCUAAACCCGCAGCCUUGCCACUGCUGACAGUGCCCGGGAAGCCCGCAGACUGGAGUCUGAAGCGCCGUAGGCAAUGGAGGCGCCCCAGGUGAUGGCGGAGGCCGGCGAGGGAAGCGCGGGGACCGUCGCGUUCCCGUUGGCACAGCUUCCAAAUUUGGUGGUCCUACCCCGGGACUCCGCCGCCUGUGGGCAUCCCCCCCAGGUCAGAGUCGCUGCGGCCCCCAGCGAGGCGGCGAUGGGAGACCCGCAGGAGGGGGCCCCGCCUCCCGCCGAAGGCCCCUUCGUCGCCGCCGCCGCGUCAGUGGCCCUGGACAGCAGCCUGGAAAACAAUGUUCAAGAUGGAGAGAAGGCUCUGCAAACCGGUGAGCAGAUAGGUCCGGGGCUGAUGGAGGCGAAGGCCGAGGAAGUGAAGCCUGACGAGUGCGCCAUAGCAGUGGAGGCAGAGGAGAGGCCCGCCGAGGCGGAGGAGGGGGUGCCGGAGGCCGCAGAAAUGGAGGCCGGGCCGGGAGGUGAAGUUAUGGAAGUGGUGGAGGAGGAGAGAAAGCAGGAGGCGGGACACUGGUACCUGAACGUCGACCUCCGUAUGAAUCCUCUGGAGGCCAUCCAGCUGGAACUAGACACCGUGAACGCUCAGGCCGAUCGGGCCUUCCAACAGCUGGAGCAGAAGUUUGGGCGGAUGCGGCGACACUAUCUGGAGCGGAGGAACUACAUCAUUCAGAAUAUCCCCGGCUUCUGGAUGACCGCCUUUCGGAACCACCCUCAGCUGACCUCCAUGAUCCGAGGCCAAGAUGCAGAGAUGUUAAGGUACAUCACCAAUCUGGAGGUGAAGGAACUAAGACACCCUAGAACUGGCUGCAAGUUCAAGUUCUUCUUUCGAAGAAACCCCUUCUUCAGAAACAAGCUGAUCGUCAAGGAGUAUGAGGUCAGAUCCUCUGGCCGCGUGGUGUCUCUUUCCACCCCCAUCAUCUGGCGCAGAGGGUAUGAACCCCAGUCCUUCAUUCGUAGAAACCAAGAUCUCGUCUGCAGCUUCUUCACCUGGUUUUCAGACCACAGCCUUCCAGAGUCUGACAAAAUUGCUGAGAUUAUCAAAGAGGACCUGUGGCCGAACCCACUGCAGUACUACCUGUUACGGGAAGGAAUUCGCAGACCCCGACGUCGUCCAAUCAGGGAGCCAGUGGAGAUUCCCCGACCCUUCGGGUUCCAGUCCGGUUAACAUUUGCCUUUGGGGAUCUGCUACUCAAGGCUCCGUCCUACUUACUGCUGUGCAAUGGGUAUGCUGCUUUAUUCUUUUUAUUUUUUGGUCCCUUGACCUUUUCUGCAUCUUCCCUGGAGUUCUCUCAAUUUCAAGACUGAAACUUGUGGUCAUGCUUCUCUACUUCAUGGCCUUCUUGCUAUUCUGCACGAGUGCUACUUGCUGCAUAACCAUGAUUCACACCCACUUCUAAUAGAAGCAAACGAUGCUAUAGAUUGCACUGCCUUUGCAUUGCCACACCCUGGUUUUCCCAGGGCCUCUGGAUUUAGUUACUGUCACCUGGAUUUCUAGCUUUGUCUAGGAGCCCAUUCUUUCUACUCAUCCUGCUGUUUCUGCAGUACAGGCAGAGCCUGUGGACAAUAGGUAUUAAGGGAGAACAACAGAGCCACUUUUUCAGUGUAAUUUAUGCUACCCUAUUUUUUUUUUCCCCUACACUGGUUACCUACGAAAAAAAUGUUGCCUGCUGUGAGCUACCCAACCCCUCUUGGACUGUUGCCAAGUCCCUGCCCACAUUCCCUCCCUCAAGGUACUUAAGAAACAUCAGUGAACUUAGACAGCUUAGUUUAUUUUGAUCCUGGUCAUUUCCAGAGAUAAGAGAGUUUGCCACUGUUUGAAAUGUGAUUGCCUUGUCUCUUCCCAACUCCCUAGUCGUAACAAGUCCUAAAGAACUAAAGGGAGAUAGAUCUAGAUAGAAAGAAGUGGAUGGAAUAAUAAUAACAAUAAUGAGUGGAAGACUAAAGAGAUUGUAAUGGGUUCCCUAAGCAUGGGGAACAGAAAUGGCUAGAGAAAGAAAAGAGCCAGGUAAAACUUGAGCUGGCUGAGAAUGAAAACUGGGCUGAGGAAUCAGUCUUUAAAGUAUUAUUCUGUUCAUGGUGAUAGGAGGAGAAAUAUUUUCUUAGAACUGUACCAGAAAAACUGCAGGGAAUUGGGAUGCUAAAUGUGUUGCCUAGAGAUUCUUUAACAAAACAGCCAAUUGGUUACAUUUUCACUUUUUAUAUGUGACCCCAUGUGUGUGGCAGAUUCAUAUUGUGCCCUUAUUUUACCAGUGUCUAGUAUUUUGUUUCUGCUUACUGGAAAAACUUAGCUUAACAGGCUUUCUUUUGCUUUUAUUUGGCAACAGUUGGAGAAUAAGUCUUGGACAAUAGUGAGUCAUAAGUGGGUAUUUAUAACAGUUUUCAACUUGCUGUUGUUCCUUUUAAACUGUAUUCUUAGAAAUAUAGUUUGGAUACAUUGGUAUUUAUCAGACCUGUAAAAUUUUGGAAAAAUAAUCUAAAAAGUUGUGACGAUUAUUUUCAUAAUUUCCUCUGGUAACAAAUUAGUAAUUGAUGUAUAUCUUCCUAAAUUGUAUAAAUGCUUGUAAGAUUAUUCUGUCAAUGUCAAGUGUACUAUUGGCACAUUUUUGUCCCCCUUUAUAUGUGUGAUGGUAAAAUAAAAGCAUGCCUCUGCUAGA